Molecule: messenger RNA, 715 nt
Organism: Erinaceus europaeus (western European hedgehog)
Lineage: Eukaryota; Metazoa; Chordata; Mammalia; Eulipotyphla; Erinaceidae
Product: zinc finger protein 554-like
Exons: 4
Coding region: 61-492 (143 amino acids)
Biological process (GO): regulation of DNA-templated transcription
Source: RefSeq, a predicted model, not a curated record
AUAAGGAGAGUUAACAUUUAAGUGUAAGAACAAUGACUGUGGGCACUGUAAUUUUUUCAGAUGUUUUUAUUAAAUUGCAUUGGUUUAAAACAUGUUUUUUUUUUUCCAGAGAAGUUCUCAGCUCUGGUUUGUGGUGGUGUGAGGGACAGAACCUGGAACUUUGGAGCCUCAGGGGCCACACUGUCCAGUGAAGAGGCUGUGCUGCUAGGUUCAAACAGAGUCUCAAGCUAUUGCUGUGAUUUAUGUUUCAUAUUCUGGCCUGAAAGACAUUCAGGAAAAGCAGAAGAAAUGGCAGUUUCUUUGGGCUCAGUGACCUAUGAAGAUGUAACUGUGGUAUUCACUCAAGAGGAGUGGGCACUAUUAAAUCCUUCAGAGAAGAAACUCUACAGAGAUGUGAUGUGUGAAAACUUGAGGAACUUUCUUUCAAUAGAAAAAAUACAAGAACAUUCCACCAAAGAGCUGCAUAACUUGCAUGGGAGUAAACAAAGGUGAGUUACAUUUACAACGAAAUGUGAUAUACCACCCAGCAAGCAGCUGUGUUUUCAAAUAUUUUAUCUCUGUAAUUUACUGAGAUCUGGUGCCUGCAUGGUUUCACUGUAGUAGAUUUAUGUUUUGUUUUGUUUUGUUUUAUUAAAUUAUUUUUAGUCAUUUAUCCCCUUUUGUUGCCUUUGUUUUAUUGUUGUAGUUAUUGAUGUAGUUGUUGAAUAGGACAGAG